Molecule: messenger RNA, 4388 nt
Organism: Oreochromis niloticus (Nile tilapia)
Lineage: Eukaryota; Metazoa; Chordata; Actinopteri; Cichliformes; Cichlidae
Gene: c2cd2
Product: C2 calcium dependent domain containing 2
Exons: 13
Coding region: 543-2537 (664 amino acids)
Source: RefSeq, a predicted model, not a curated record
GCGAUAACUUUGUACAGUCAGACUGAAAGUAGUCCACCGGGUCAGGCUGCGCUCUUCUCCUGCAGGAUGUUUUCCGGGGAAUGUUACUCUUUAUCUGGAUAUCGUCUACUGGAGUAUGAGCACGAAGCUCGGGCAUAAGUCUGUUUUGGCAAACUUUUACGGCUUUGUAGCUAACGAAGAAUAGCUAGUUAACGAGCCGUAGCGAAAAUUAGCUUACUAAGCUAACAAUCGUAUUCAAUGAGAGGAGGAGUGGGCUAUUCUGCUGGUUUGUUUGUACGCAGAUUACCUUUAGUUUUUUGACAAUGGUUUAGCUUUCCACAACCAGCUUGCGUAGUUUGGAAGCCCUGUAUUUCAGCACUGAAGCAUGGAUAACGAUAAACAGAAUUUGUAUUGGAGGUGGAUAUUUGUCUUCUUAUCAUUUUUGGGCGAUUGAAUUCAUUGAUUCCACCGUUCCUUAAUUAAAUACAUAACAUGAGGUUGACAGGAAAAUUCCUGGAGGACCCGGUGUGUUAAACUCAGAUUAUCGAUCAUAUUCCCGAAGAAUGUCCGACCCAGAAAGUUCCAGUUCACAUUUUGGUUUGGAGGAUCCGCAGUGGCUAUGUAUGGUCACGUUGUUUAUCGCCUCCCUGGUUACUCUUAUACUGUAUUUCGUACAGUAUUUCCAACAUAGACUUAUAGGAAAUAAGCAGGGAGCAGCAGAAGGGGACAAUGCUGCGACAGAGGAGGAGGAAGCCGCCGCUCUGCUGGGAUGGGCGCUGUCACUGAAAAGCUGGAAGAGUCAGUGGAGAAGAGCUUGGUGCAUAGCUUUGAAUGACGAAUCAAGGAAGCGAAAGGGUGCUGUUCUGCUAUCAUUUGAAGAGGAUGGUCUCGAGGCUUCAGAUCUCACACUUAGCAGGGUCUCCAGCUUUCAGAAGUCUGCUGGCAACAAGGCCGCUUCCUGCUGUGUGGUUGGGGAGAAGCUUCAGUUCUCUCUGAGCGCUGCAUCGACAGCCAUGGCUACAGCAGAUCCUUGUAAAUAUACUGUGUGUAUAGCUCCAUUGGAGCUGCAGCUUCAUCUACACAUGCAGGAAGCUGAAGAUAGGGUCAAGGUAAGCUGGGAAGUGUCUCAUCUAGAGGUGGAGGAGCUUCAGGUGAUGCCCGCUUUCACUCAGGACAAUGCAGCCAUAAAGGAGCAGCUGAAGCAGCUUUUGUGUGUGACGCAUCCCUCUGUGCUGCUGAGCUGCAGGCCUGCUCAGGCCUCGGAGGUCAAGGAAAGCCACAAUAAAGUGGUAUCGCCCCCAAAGCCCCCACGCGCCCAUGAGUGGAAGCUGCUGGUGAAAAACAUCCGAGUCACACUCAACCAGGAGGAAGAUGCUGCAGGCAGCAUGAAUCCUCUGUGUGUGCUGCAGUUAGAUGAUCCUCCUCAGAGGUUCAACACUUCUGUUUCGAAGAGCACGACGAGUCCUGCCUGGGACCAACCGUUUAUUUUUGAACUGAAUGGACGAUCGAAGGAGCUCAGUAUUCAGUUGAUGAACGAUGGACAUCCUCCAGAGAAUUCCUUGCUCGGUCAGGUGUUGGUGCCGUUUGAUCUUGUGAAGAAGCACCCUAAAGGACAGCGUACAUUUGAACUCGUGACCAAAGAUGAAGUGACUGGAUCACUGACUACUGACUUUACCUACCUGGAGCCGAGUGAGGUGAGGUCUUGGCAACCUCCUACCCCAGCCUCUAAUAAGAGGGUGGAGAUGGACCGCACGGUCAUGCCCUGUGGCACAGUGGUUACCACGAUCACAGCGGUGAAGAGCAAGCCGGGUCGACCACUCCCACUCAAUAUAGAUCCUGCCCAGAAGGCCGUGGUCAACAAGCCCAAGCUGGGGGAGCGUCGUGUCUCAGAGCAGGUGUCUAUGCUAGGGGGCACUGUGAGUAAGGCCCUGUCCUCCUCUGACACUGAGCUGUUGAUGCUCAAUGGGACAGACCCUGUGGCCGAAGCCGCCAUAAGACAACUCCACCGGUCUGCUAAACAGAAGCUCAAGUCCCCGGUGAAGAAGAGUACCAUCAUCAUCUCGGGCAUCGCCAAAACGCCCUUGUCUCAGGAUGAUGAGCUGGCUAUGAUGGCGGGUUAUGCUGCAGCAAUGGACGCAUCAAUGUCAGAGAGCAGCUCUACUCAGGAUGUGACCACAGCGAUCGCAUCGGGGACUAGUACCCCUCCGGAGAUGUCGGAGCCCACGGAAGGUCCCAGAGGGGAAGGGCGGCCUCCGGAGGACUGGGAGAGCCAAACUGGCGAGGAACAAGACAAUGCUUCACUGUCCAUGUGUGUGUCUGAGGCGAGCUGCAAGAAGAGCAGAGGCAGCUUCCUGCAGAAGAGCGCCAAGCUCUUCUUCCGACGUCGUCACCAGCGCAAAGACCCGGGGAUGAGCCAGUCACACAAUGACCUGGUUUACCUGGAGUCUCCGGCCGCAGUGGAGCGAGCGAGCCGAACAGCCACACUCAGCCGCAUGCUCAACCGCAAGAGUAAGAGUAAAGCCAACGGCUCUACCUCUGUGGGGGAGCCACAUGCGUGACCCCCCCCACCGUCCCUCGCUUACCUUGACCUCAGUCCCUACCACUUCAACUACCAUCAUCACCUCCACCUCAAAUUGCACUGGCAAACAUCUUGGCUAACCUACUCCCCUCUAAUGGCUGAGCUGCAUACUGGGGCUGCUGCAUUGUGGAUGGGAAACAAAAAAAGUCAUAUUUUAAGGCUUCAAAUAAGAAGCAGACAUUCCACCAACAGCAAGCGUGUGCAUGUGUGAAUCCUGCCCUGGAUUGAUUUCAGAGAUUAGUCUGCGUGUUUCCUUUUUAUUUGAUUUUAUGCAACAUUUCAAAAUCUUUAAGUGCUUUUACGGCUGUGUUAUGGACAGAAGGGACCGCUGUGGGCCAUCACUCUUUACCUCACUGAAAGCUGAGGGCGGAUUGAAAACUCUCCCUGCUGUAAACCGUAAGUUGCCUACGGUGACUCAACAGGACCAAAGAUGAAGAGCCGAGUGGUGUUUGUAUGAUUUGCACAGUUUUUAGUACCUUUUAAUUUAAAGUGCAAUGACAGGAGCAACUCUUGUGCAAGAGACUGUAGUUCAUUCACAAAGGGAGACGAUUGUUUCACUGCAAGACUGCUGAACGUUGGAGCAGUAUGACUACUUGUUGACACUAAUAUGAAAUCAUUUGUUUAUUACUCGAUGAUAUUCCCAAAUAAAGCUAGAUCAAGUGUGUUCAUGACAUGUGUAAGGCUAAAAAUUUCUGCUUGGUUGUCAAUUUCAAAAAAGAAGCAGGGCGUUUUCAAAUCAUAUGCAGCUGUCUCCUGUUGUACACUACUGUUCUCAGGAGAGUUGUUGUUGUUGUGUCGAAAGGGAACUGAACCGUUAUCCAGGGACCGCAGCGAGACACACGGCCAUACUUGUGCUAAUAAAACGGAUCCUUCCUUACAUUUCAAUAGCAUGAACUGCUCCGUCAUUUUAUGUGUUUUUAAAAGACGUGCACAUGAACAAAAGAAAAGUGUGAACACCUAUGAGAGCAACCAGGUCUUGUGGCUGCUGCUUUUUUUUUUUUUUUUUUUUUUUUUAAUCCAGCUAAUGAUUGUAUUUUUUUUGUCCUCCUGUGAGCAGCUUGUUUCUGUACAUCAUGUUAACUACUGUUUGUUAAUUCUGCUCAGAGAGCUGAAUGGUUGCCUUACAGUUAUUCUGUGAAUGAUGUCCCAGCUGCUCCAGUCUUGUUCCUCAGCUUGACAUGACUUUGGCUCCUGACGCUGCAUCCGCUAUCAGACAAGUGGGCCUGAGUGACUAUGGUGACCUGUUGGAUUGGCUCUGAUCAGGCAAGCAUACCACUGUGUUCCUGCAUCAUCAGCAGUUUCUAUAAUCAAUAAGCCUAUGCACUUAACAUAUCUGUUGACUGGGUUGUUUACAAUAUUCGACUACCUGAAAUAUUAAAACACUCUUGCUCUUCACAAUAAUUCUCUUCUGCAGAUCCUGCGUGGGUGUCUUUGUAUUCAUAAUUACAUGAUCUGCUUUAAUCCACCGUCACUGACUGUUGUCUGUUUAAAAACAAACAAAAAAGAAAAUCAUAGAAAGAAAAGGCCGAGAAAAUAAUCAUUCAGACAGAAGCACCUUCCAACUCUGAGGAGAGGAAUAGAGAGAAAACAGAUUGUUUUAAAUCGAGCUCAGCUUCUUACAGCCUGCAAGCAUUAACUGCUGCCAUGCGUUCAGUAAGCAGUGAGGCUGUACGUGAUUAAUGAAUUGCUUCCUGAUGUUUUUUUUGUCUUUCUGCUCUGUGCGCAGAAAGUGUCUGAUUAACUGUUGCUGCAAAGCGUCAGUCACUUCCUUGCAGGGACUGUAACUACUAUACAUACUGAGUUAAGCAAUAAAUAUUGAUUGAAUAACUAA